AUGUCACGUUCGACGAGUCGGUACCCUACUACCGCCUCUUCCCCUACCGCACUCCGUCCCUCCCCCCGCCCCUGCUCUUCUUGGUACCAGGUAGACGCGGUUGAGCCUGUCGAGGUCACUGGUGACUCUGGUGCUGCUGCGGGAGCUGAGCCUGGGGGUACUGGGACUCGAGGUGCUACGCCUGGGGGUGCUGAGACUGGGGGUGCGGAGUCUGAGGGUGCUGAGCCUGGGGGUACUGAGCCUGGGGGUGCUGAGUCUGGGGGUGCUGAGCCUGGGGGUGCUGGGCCUGGGGGUGCUGAGCCUUGGGGUGCUGUGCCUGGGGGUGCUCUGCUUGGAGGUGCUUUGCCUGGGGGUGCUGAGCCUGGAGGUUCUUCGCCUGGAGGUUCUCCGCCUGGAGGUGCUUCGUCUCACCGAGAGCCACUCUCCCCACAGGAGCUGCGUGAGUGGUUUGCCCGGCGCUGGAGGCGUGCUGCUGGUGCUGGAGGUUCUUCGGCUGCAGAGGGUAUUGCUGCAACGCGUCCUGGAGGUGCUCGUCCUGGGGGUACUGGAGUUGCUGGGCCUGAGGGUUCUUCUGGAGCUGGUACUGCUGACGGUGUUGGCGCUGAGACUACCGCUGGCGGUCCAGCUGGCGGUGCUACUGGGGGUUCUGGGGCUUCUGGAGGUGCUGCUGGGGGUUCUGGAGCUAUUGGAGGUGCUGCUGGAGGUGCUGCUGGAGCGGAUACUCCUGCUAGGGGUGGAGGACCUGCUGGCGAUGCAGAGCUGCAACCUCAUGUGCCUGCCGGAGAACUACCAGAUGAAGGUAAGAAGGUGGUGGAUGGUGGAAUGAAAGGGAGAUGGUGGGAGGGAGGAUGGUGGGAUGGUGGGAAGGAGGAUGGUGGGAUGGUAGGAGGGAGGAUGGUGGGGAUGCGCAUCGCAUCCUAUCAUGUCCUGACCUACUGUUCUCUCCUCACCCACCCACGCCCCUCCUCCCGCGCCCCCCCCUUCUCCUUUCCCCUGCUCUCCAAGCAAUACCACCCGUUUCCUGUCAUGCUACGCUUCUUGACAUUCUGUGUUUUUCUCCCCUCCCUUGUGGUACCAUCUUACUACCUAUAUCACAUCCUCUCGUGGCCACAGCUGCUCUACGUGGCAGAGGACCCAAUGCUCUCGUUUCACUCUUCCCACACAACCCUUACCUGCAUCCCCCGCUCACCCAUGCCUUCCCACCCCUCUCCCCCAUUACUACUUGUACCACAUCCUCUCGUGGCCACAACUGCUCUAUAUGGCAGAGGACUAUAA
Messenger RNA from Closterium sp. NIES-65, 1275 nucleotides. The record is from the annotation of a GenBank genome assembly. NCBI's taxonomy places the organism in Eukaryota, Viridiplantae, Streptophyta, Zygnematophyceae, Desmidiales, Closteriaceae.